This is a messenger RNA of Centruroides sculpturatus (bark scorpion), 1243 nucleotides long. Its product is annotated as casein kinase I-like. The record is from RefSeq and is a predicted model, not a curated record. Bases 10 to 897 code for a protein of 295 amino acids. Lineage: Eukaryota; Metazoa; Arthropoda; Arachnida; Scorpiones; Buthidae. Gene Ontology annotation, biological process: signal transduction; peptidyl-serine phosphorylation; negative regulation of canonical Wnt signaling pathway. Gene Ontology annotation, molecular function: ATP binding; protein serine/threonine kinase activity. The transcript is spliced from 2 exons. Gene Ontology annotation, cellular component: cytoplasm; nucleus.
UAUAUCGAAAUGGAUAGCGCCAGUAUUUCAUCUAGAGAGAAAAUUAUCGUCGGUGGAAAGUAUAAAUUCAUACGUAAGAUAGGCAGUGGUUCGUUUGGAGACGUUUAUCAUGGCGUCGACAUCACAAAUAGAGAAGGUGUUGCUAUAAAAUUGUCAAGAAAAGCAAAGCGUUAUCAACUACUCUACGAAAGUAAAUUAUAUAAAAUUAUUCGAGGUGGUGUUGGUAUACCGCGUAUACGAUGGCAUGGACAAGAAGGUAAUUAUAAUGCUUUAGUCAUGGAUAUUCUUGGGCCAAGUUUAGAAGAUCUUUUUACAUUCUGUUUACACCGUUUCACUAUGAAAACAGUGUUAAUGCUGGCUGAUCAGAUGAUUGAACGAAUUGAAUAUGUUCACAAUAAGAAUUUCAUUCAUCGAGACAUUAAACCAGAUAAUUUUCUUAUGGGAAUUGGAAGACAUCGCAUUAUGCUUUAUCUCAGGGACUUUGGUUUAGCAAAAGAAUAUAUUCUCAGAAGAAAACAUAUGCCUUAUCGUGAGGAUAGAAAUUUGACUGGUACUAUCAGGUAUGUUAGCAUCAAUACCCAUUUGGGUAUCGAACAAAGUCGUAGGGACGAUAUGGAGUCGAUAGGAUAUGUGUUAAUGUAUCUUAAUCGCGGAAGUCUACCGUGGCAAGGUUUGGAAACAGAGACCGAAACAGAGAUAUAUGAAAAAAUACGUGAACUAAAAAUGUCGAUACCAGUAGAAGUUCUUUGUAAUGGAUUUCCGGCCGAAUUUGCAACGUACUUGAAUUACUGUCGAGGUCUCCGCUUUGAUGAAACUCCAAAUUAUACUUACCUGAAGCAAUUAUUUAGCAAUUUAUUUCGCACACUGAAUUAUCAAUACGACUACGUAUUCGACUGAAACAAUGUUAAUUUAAUUAAGCAAAAACAGAAAGCCGACCAGUCGGAAGUAGCAAAUUAAUGUUUUUUUGAAUGGGUUCCGUUUUAUUUAUAUGUAAAAACAGUUAUGUCAAUGGAAAUGUAACAUUAUAAGAAAUUCUGUGACGAUUGUUUUUUAUUUCAAUUGUUUUUUAUUGUUCCCGAUAGCAGAUACAAUGUUAUUUUUAUAUCUUAAUUGUAAUUAUUUUUAAAUCUUAAUUGUAACGUUUAAUGCGUUAGUCGUUUGUACAUAUCUUUUAAACUGUAAAUGUUCAAAUUAAAUUUUCAACAUCUAAUAACUUUUGUAAACUGUUUAAGAACUACUCAUC